Botrytis fragariae is the source of this 2289-nucleotide messenger RNA. RefSeq names its product putative heterokaryon incompatibility protein. The record is from RefSeq and is a predicted model, not a curated record. The transcript is spliced from 2 exons. Bases 1 to 2289 code for a protein of 762 amino acids. NCBI's taxonomy places the organism in Eukaryota, Fungi, Ascomycota, Leotiomycetes, Helotiales, Sclerotiniaceae.
AUGAAACAGCGAUGUACAUACUGUUCCAAUCUUUCUCUAUCUCACCUUAUCGACCUCGCGAAGAUAGACUUUAAAGGCCAUGUUUUUCCAAAUCAACCGACGACGGAAGAUUCCAUGGGUCCGUUUGUUUGGACUUCGUCGCUGGCGAAUCCAGAUAAAUCGCCAAGAGAAAGAAAGCCAAUGGCUUUUUAUCCACAUCACAAGUGUUUUCAAGAUCUUGUGAAGUCCGCAGAGAUAGGGUGUGAUCUGUGUGAGGUUAUAUUGACCUGUUUGAAAAAGCGCAUUCCAGGGGAGGACGAAGAUAGCCGGGGAGGGAACGCAGAUGAAAUUUACUGGACAGAUUUCAGCCGUCGUCGGGAGACUGAUAUAAAGAUCUCGAUUAAUAGUAGUCAUGUGUAUCCAGAUGCCACUCUUGAUGAAGUACAAAUGCUUGAUACUAUUCUUGUUCAAGUUGGUAACAUCGGCGAUCUAAGAUCUGACUUCAAAACUCGUGGACGCUCUUUCGAGGUUCUUACGCAAAGUUUAACGAUUAUCACAAAACGCAACUCUCCAAUUAGACUGAAAGAUUUCCAAAUAGGGAGGGCCGAAAUUGAUCCUGAUCUUGGGUCCAAACUGAAUUACGAUAUCACGAGGGGUUGGCUCAAGGAAUGCUUGGAGUGUCAUAGUUGUCACAACACGAAUUUACCACAGCUUCCCACUCGCGUGAUUGAUGUUACGCCUAAUCAGACAAGAAUUAUUCAUUCAAAUGGGAUUAAGGCUCACUAUAUUGCAUUGAGUCACUGUUGGGGUGGUCCGAUACCCACUUCGUCAACUACAGUGACACUACCACAAUACCAAAACGAACUUCCCUUUGAGCCAUUGCCUGCGAAUUUUAGAGAUGCCAUUACUAUCACUAGAGAGCUAGGAGUUCAAUAUCUCUGGAUUGACUCUCUGUGUAUCAUCCAAGACUCUAAACAUGACUGGGAACAAGAAUCUCAAAAAAUGGGAACAGUUUAUCGAGAUGCAUUGGUCACAGUAUAUGCAAUGUCAUCAGAGGCCAGCACUGGAGGUAUCAUUCCAAAUCCUGCAUGCCAACCUGUCGAAAAGCCAUCCACCACUUUAGCUCUUACUGAUGAUAAUGGAAUGGAGGUAACUGUUAGAGUGGAACCUGCAGAUAGAGACAUUUAUGACGAAGACUUACACCGUCUAGCAGAAUCUUCUCCGCUAAGUAGUAGAGGCUGGACGUUUCAAGAAUCCAUACUAUCUCCUCGUCACAUCUAUUAUGGGAAAAAACAAAUAUACUGGGGAUGUACACAGGGAUUUCACGAUCUUAAAGGAAUGCCCUCCGGAUAUAGAUUUUCACAAGAAGAGCACAUAAAUCGUUUAUUGCCAGUUCUUCAUUCCACCAUACCGGACACCAAUAUGAUUACAGACAUGGAACGACUCAUACUUCUUCGCAGUUUCCGUGAUAUGGUCUGGCAAUACUGUCAAAGAGACUUAACAUACGAUACCGACAAACUUCCGGCAAUCUCAGGUUUAUCCCGACUUCUCCAGCCAGCCAUUGGAGGAGAUUAUCUUGCCGGUUUGUGGAGUUGCGAUAUGCUGGAUGAGCUUUGUUGGGUUCCUGAAAUGAAAUCUGGAUGUUUUCACGUCAAGCCUUAUCGUGCGCCCUCAUGGUCAUGGGCUGUCACAAACAAUCGCGUUCAAUUCCGUCGGGACACUAUCAUCGCACCUAAAGAUCGAAUUGCCGAGUUGAAAAUUAUAGACUAUAAAGUAGUCCCAAAAGUUGAGAACAAUCCUUACGGCGAGAUAGAAUCCGCAUAUCUAAUUGUAGAGGGUUUAACUCUGCCUGUUCUACGAGCCUGGCAAACGAGACAUCUGGGAAAUUAUGAUUAUGAUGGUUUCUCGGGUAUAUAUUGUUUUGAUGAUCCGGCCGGAAUUUCUCACUACGAAGAUUCUGAGCCCUCUGAGAAUUACGGGUGGCUUCAGGCUUUUCGGAAAAAGAACGAGGGUAAGGGGGAGCAGAUAAUGACAGGUUGGGAAAAUCGUUCGCGCAGUAAACGAGUCAUUGAUGUUGAGGAGGAGAAAUGGAUGAAGGAAGAAUAUAUUGUUUUGCUUGUUUCGUCGACAAAUAGAGAUGAUGGGGAUGAGAGACCGUAUGCCGAGUGCCUGAUUUUGAAGAAAGUCGAUCGGAACGAGCAUGGCGAUGAUGAUACAAUAGAUGUUUAUGAAAGAGUGGGAAAUUAUGUGGUGCAUCAUGAACCGGAAUGGUUGGAAUCUUGGACUAUGAAAACUGUGAAAUUGAUAUAA